AAGGGACUUUCAUGUCACGUGCGAGAACAUGCACUGGCAGUCAAAUGUACGCGCGUGAUGCCAGACAGCGUGACGUAACGAGAGGCACCGCCCACCCCCCCCAGCAUCAAAUGAAACUGCUCAGCGCGCGCUUGCCGAGCAACAUCUUAACAACGGCACAGCUCGGUGAGGUAGGUGACUUACUACCGGUUCCUGGUCUUCUGCGUUUAAAAAAAGAGAAUGUCGUACACUAAGUUUGUAGCAGGUCUUAUUAAGACAAACUGCGGCAACAUCAAGAAAAUACGCGUUUCACCUGGAAGGUAUCGCUCAACAGUGGCAUCCACCAAGAGCCAUGAAGAGAAAGAGCAACAGAUGGAUGGCUGCACCGUGGUGGAAACUGAACCGGUUGAACUCAUCAGCCAGACCAAAAGUGUUACAAACACACAGUUGAAUAAAAUCCACAUUGACUUCGACAACACCCAGGAAGCCUACAGGAGCAAAGAUAACAUUGAGCUGCUCCGAAGUCUGCUGGUCUUCAAGCUUUGUACAUUUGACUUCCUCGUUGAGAAGAACAAAGAGUUGAUGGAGCUGAGUAAGAAGGUUCUUGGUCAAAGGAUGUUUGAUAAGAUGAUGAAGAUGACCUUCUAUGGCCAAUUUGUGGCAGGGGAAGACCACAACUCCAUCAAACCUUUAAUCCAGAAGAAUCAGGCCUUUGGUGUGGGGGCAGUUUUGGACUAUAGUGUUGAAGAGGACUUGACACAAGAGGAGGCAGAGAAGAAGGAAAUGGAUUCCUGUGUUUCUGAAGCAGAGAAAGAAAGUCCAGAUGCUGAUCAUCGUGAGAGGAAGUACAAGGCCCAUCGUCAGUUUGGGGACAGACGUGGAGGCGUUAUAAGUGCUCGCACCUACUUCUAUGCAGACGAGGCCAAAUGUGACAACCAAAUGGAGACAUUCAUAAACUGCAUUAAAGCCUCUGGGGGAGCCUCUGCAGAUGGAUUUUCUGCCAUCAAAAUGACUGCUCUGGGACGCCCACAGUUCCUUCUCCAGUUUUCGGAAGUCUUGGUAAAGUGGAGACGGUUCUUUAACUUCCUCGCAGCACAACAAGGAAAAUCUGAAAUGAUGGUUUUGGAACAAAAACUGGAACUGGAACAACUCAAGGAAAGUUUGACUAAGCUGGGUGUUGGCGCCAAGGAUGACAUUGAGAAUUGGUUUACUGGAGAGAAGCUGGGUUUGUCAGGAACGAUAGAUCUGCUGGACUGGAACAGUUUAAUAAACGAUACAACAAAAAUCUCCAAUCUGCUUAUGGUGCCAAACCUUGAGACAGGUCAGCUGGAACCUUUAUUGAACAAGUUUACAGCUGAGGAGGAGAGACAGAUGAAGAGAAUGCUGCAGCGAGUGGAUGUUCUGGCCAAGCAUGCUAUGCAGAACGGUGUAAGGCUAAUGGUGGAUGCAGAGCAGACAUACUUCCAACCAGCUAUUAGUCGACUGGCCCUGGAAAUGCAGAGGAAAUUCAACAGAGAAAAGCCAAUCAUUUUCAACACCUAUCAGUGUUACCUCAAGGAAGCUUAUGACAACGUAACUGUGGAUGUUGAGCUGUCACGGAGGGAGGGCUGGUACUUUGGUGCCAAGCUGGUUCGUGGAGCCUACAUGUACCAAGAAAGAGCCAGGGCCACUGAGAUUGGCUACGAAGACCCAAUUAACCCGGACUAUGAGGCCACUAACAGGAUGUAUCACAAGUGUUUGGAGUACGUGCUGGAGGAGAUCGAACACAGCAGGAAAGCUAAUAUCAUGGUCGCAACUCACAACGAGGACACAGUGAAAUUUACCCUACAAAUGAUGAAUGAGAUGGGCCUUUCCCCCACUGAGAAUAAAGUUUACUUUGGACAGCUGCUGGGCAUGUGUGACCAGAUCAGCUUCCCACUAGGUCAAGCAGGUUUCCCUGUCUACAAGUACGUCCCGUAUGGCCCAGUCAACGAGGUCAUUCCCUAUCUGUCUCGCCGUGCUCAAGAGAACCGCGGCUUCAUGAAGGGAUCCCAGAGAGAGCGCAGCCUGCUGUGGAAGGAGCUGAAACGCAGGGUGCUGGGUGGUCAGAUAUUCUACAAGCCUGUCUACUGAAUCACAAGGCGAUAACAUACUAACUGCAGUAUGUCUUUAAGCAUUCCAUCAUCUUAACUGUACCACUAACUGUUCUUUGUAGAGGAAGAUUAAUGUCCUUCCUUUGCUUGUUUGGUUGCAAAGUGUGGGAGAAAGUUUGUGAUUUUCUGACAGGUGUUGCAAGUGUAAUUUGGUUUGUAUUGGAGGUGUCUUUUGCUUGUUAUUUAAUAAGGAAGGUUUUAAAACAUGGCCCAAUCAAUACAUUGUGGAGAUUCAUAUGCUUCUCCAUCAACAAGUGAUGAUUGAUAUUAGUUUUUAAAUCAGUAUUUGGUUAUUUAACUUAAAAAAAAAAUGCCAUGGUAAUCAUCAGAUUCAACACUGGAAAAACAUGCUCCUUUUUUAAAAGAACUGCAACUGAUUAUACCUCUAAAUGUCAAUCCUUUCUCAUGUACAGCAUGGAGGAUAAGAAAAGUAUAUUGUGUAUGUAUAGUUACCCAAAGGUGGCUUAUUGUAUGUAGGAGCUGACACUCACUGUGUCCUUUGUUCAGUGUUAAGUGUAUAUUAUGUAACUGUAACUCAGAAGUGCCUAAUGAUUGUUUUCAUGAGAUUAACUGUACUGUAGAACUUGUUUUGUUUUUGUUAAUGUACACUCAUACACAUGGAGAUUUUAAAUUAUUUUGGCAUGUUUAUUUGAUUUAUGUGUGUCAUUGUAUCAAUCUACUGUACAUUAAUUUAUCUGAACAAAUAAUUUAAUUAUUGUGCAGCAUAGGGAUCUGAUUACAUAAAAAUGUCUUAGAUUUGUAAAGCUCUAUAUUCAUACUCCUGGUUUUAAGAUGUAAUCUGUUGUUCAUUAAAGCAUGUACAGUAAAUGCAGCAUUACAAACCAGAUGAUCCUCCUGCAGAAGCUAACCAUCAUCACCUCUUACUGUUGUCCUAGUGUGGUUUAUAGUUGACAUGUGCCAGAUGGUCCUGAUGACUUCAGAUUUCUCUGAAGUCAAGAACAUCUUCUGUUCAUCAAACAUGGACAGUAACAGCAACACGUGGUCAAAGCAGAACAGAAAAACCGCACUCAAGUACCGUAAGAACACCUGCUCUGUUGCAUAAGCUGCUGUGGGAGAAGAGAGCCUGUGGUGUUCAGUUUGUUAUUGUAGAGAAGGGUUCAGAAAGACUGGUUCUGUCAGUGUCUCUGGUUUCAGUGCUGCCCAUAGCCUGUGAAUCACUUGUAAUUGUGUCACCCAAGGAAGUCUAUUUAAAGAUCGUUUGAAUGAAAGUGAUAGAAAAAUUAUUUAAAUUCAAAUGUUUUUAAGGACUGGAAGUGAAACAAUACGAUAAAAUGUCCUUAAACUUUUGUAAAAGUCGUAAAAUUUUAAAAUGUUAUGACUUUAAAUAAAAUAUACAGGGUACUUUUGGAGACACGACUAAACUUAAUUAAGUUGGUUGAAUUACAGUUGCGUGAUGUGUAUUUUACGUACAGUACUGUAGCCAUGAGGAUUUGAUAAAGGUCAGUCAUUUGAGUUAAUUUUAGUGUGUCUUUCACCUUGAAUGUUCCACACUGUUAGUACGUUUGUUAAUGCAGUAAGAAAUAUGGUCUUAUUUUUGUGCAGUUGCUUUGAUGUUUUUCGUUCUUUUUUGUUUGGUUUCCUAAUCACUGCUGUAUCAGUAUAAACCAUAUGUUGUACAGUUGUAAAAUAUAUGUAAUUAUUGUUUUGAAACAAUAAAAUACAGACAACUUGAAAAGAAA
Messenger RNA from Thunnus maccoyii (southern bluefin tuna), 3811 nucleotides. RefSeq names its product proline dehydrogenase (oxidase) 1a (gene prodha). The transcript has 14 exons. NCBI's taxonomy places the organism in Eukaryota, Metazoa, Chordata, Actinopteri, Scombriformes, Scombridae. Gene Ontology annotation, molecular function: FAD binding; proline dehydrogenase activity. Gene Ontology annotation, cellular component: mitochondrion. The record is from RefSeq and is a predicted model, not a curated record. The coding region runs from base 220 to 2091 and encodes 623 amino acids.